Messenger RNA from Diplodia corticola, 1650 nucleotides. RefSeq names its product deacetylase complex subunit sds3. Gene Ontology annotation, molecular function: histone deacetylase binding. The transcript has 2 exons. Gene Ontology annotation, biological process: negative regulation of transcription by RNA polymerase II. The record is from RefSeq and is a predicted model, not a curated record. Gene Ontology annotation, cellular component: Sin3-type complex. Bases 1 to 1650 code for a protein of 549 amino acids. NCBI's taxonomy places the organism in Eukaryota, Fungi, Ascomycota, Dothideomycetes, Botryosphaeriales, Botryosphaeriaceae.
AUGGCACGAACCCGCAGCGUCUCGCCGCCUGGCGACAUUCCGUUUGGCCAUUCUGCAACCUCGCCGCCUCCGCUGCCGCUUUCGAAGCGCGACAAACGCCGGACCAUGCUGUCGGAAAAGCUCAACGACAUGGUCACCUCCUUCUCUGAGAACCGUGACCAGCACUAUCGCGCGCAGAUUCAGGCAGUGCAGACUGACAUGGCCCUGAUCAUGCGUGCCGACCCAUACCAGAAUAAGCCGCUAGACGACACCGGGGACGAGGUGGCCGAUGCCAUUCAAGGCACAACCGGCUCCCAGCCGCCCCAUCCCGGAACUGCCACGGGCGACUACGUCGCCCAGGUUGGUCGCUUCUACAGCAAGUUCGUCAACGAUGCAAAUGACGCCCUCGAAUCGCGCGAUAUCGCCUUGACCAUGCUCUGGAGCAAGUAUCAGGCCAGCAUGCGCGAACUCGACCAGUCCCACCAGUACAAAGUCAGGCUCGCUCAAGAGGAGCACCGCCACCUCGCCAACACACUUCGGGAACGCCUGGUCGCAAGCGUCAAGCAGCGGCAAGCGAGACUGCUGAAGGAAAAGGAACAGCUGGAUAUCGCCGACAGCAACGCCCUGCUGCUGCACCCCAAUCAGUUCAGCAUCACAAACCCUGCUUCUCCCGGAGGCCCCGCUAGCAACCGCAAGACUCGGCAUACCCGCCAUCGUGUUGGCGAUCCAGACGACAUGGUUGGUACUGUCUUGGCAACCGAAAAGUCGCGCAAGAGGAAGGCUGCCUUUGAGGACGCUGAUAGUGGUUCGCCGGGUCCGUCCGGACGCAAUCCUGACCUGGGCUUCGCAUCGCCAUUCCGCGAUGCGAAGGCAAAGACGAUGCACACGCAAUUCGACGCUCCAGCUUAUUCGAUCGACCGCCUGUUCACGGACAAGGAACUCGCCAUGACCAUGAACACGGCAGCGGUUGCUACGACGCACUUCUUCAACAAGCUCAGGGUGCAGGAGCAGAACAAUCAAAACGGCUCGGCCAACGGCGCGAAUGGCGCCCACCAUGGCGGCACUGACGGCGGCGACGACUCAGGCACUGCUACGGCAAACGAGGGCGAGGCCGAGGGAGACGAAGACGUCGCGACGCCUGCUCCCCCCGAAAUGGAGCGUACGCAAUCGCACCAUGCAACUCGUGGAUCCACACGCAACAACCCUCUGGCAGAUCUUGCCCUGGCCGCCGAACGGACUGGCACUCUCCCGUUUGCCAGUGUUGCUCCUGUAAUUCUGCCAGCCAACGUUGGCAGCAAGGCAAAUGCAUCAGCGCCGACGCCUCCAGGCCUUUCAAAUUCAGAGGUUGACAGCGACUUUGUCAUCAUGGCUCGACCCUCUGACGGCAACGACGAAAUCAAUGAGAAGCUUCUGCACACAGCCUGUGGCCCUCUCCAGGCCAGAGAGUACCAGUAUCAGCCAAGCAACAUGCGCAACGAUCACACGAUAAAUGGCAUCAGCACGCUUGCGCCGCACAUGGACCUUAGCGGCGUGUCUAUCAGCGCGGCAAACAGCGACAGCGGCAUGGGCGGCGUGCCGAUGAGUAGGCACGGUAAUGGGAGCUCAAUAGGCGGCGUCGGGAUGCGACGAACUGGCAGCAGUAUGGGGAGGGGCAAAGGUCGUGCAGCUUGA